Molecule: messenger RNA, 2076 nt
Organism: Dermochelys coriacea (leatherback sea turtle)
Lineage: Eukaryota; Metazoa; Chordata; Testudines; Dermochelyidae
Gene: TNFRSF6B
Product: TNF receptor superfamily member 6b
Exons: 5
Coding region: 434-1384 (316 amino acids)
Molecular function (GO): protein binding
Source: RefSeq, a predicted model, not a curated record
CGCGCCCAGCCGGCGGCAGCUGGAGACCGAGGCGGGCCAGAGCCCUCGCGGGGAGAGAGCGGGCGCAGCCGGAGCGCAGGGGGGAGAAGGCGGCUUCGUGGCUGUCCGGAGAGGAACCAGCAGCCGGCAGCGGCUGGGUCUGGCUGGAGCUGUUCGGCAGCUGCCCCGAGCUGGCAGCGGAUGAUUCAUCAGAGCUCCGUGGCUCUUACGCAAGAGGCGAUUCCAGGCCUUGCUCUAGGGGCAGGGCUUGGGGCUUCGCCGCGCUAUAAAGUGGCUGGGUUGGUGGCCAGCAAGGCAGAGGCAGCUAGGGCAGCAGCUGCGAGCACCGGCGCUCAGCCCGAGCUGGAGCUUUAGCAGAAAUUAGCAUCACUGCAUCCCAGGAGAAGAGAAGCAGCCCAGAAAUCAUUCUAGGGCCCAAUCCAAGCAUCUGGAGAUGUCUCCAAAUACCAUGAGUUCUAACCCUAAUACCACCCUCUGUGCUAUGCUGUCCAACCACACACUGAAUGUGAGACAUUCAUCCAAGUGGAUGGUUACUGCUGUUAUGCUUUUCCUGGCUGUGCCGAGCUUCAGCACCCCUCCCACCUACCCAUGGAAAGACCCUGUGACUAACAACAAAGUGGUAUGCCAUCAGUGCCCUCCGGGAACCUUUGUGGCACAGCACUGCACCAGAGACGCACCCACUGUGUGCUCACCAUGCCCAGAUCUGCACUACACGCAGUACUGGAACUACCUGGAAAAAUGUCGAUACUGCAACGUCAUCUGUGGAGAGCGGCAGGUCGAGCUGCAUCAGUGCAACUCCACCCACAACAGAGUGUGCCAGUGUCGGCACGGCUACUACUUCGAGUCCGAGUUCUGCAUCGAGCAUGCCAAGUGUCCUGCUGGGUCUGGAGUCGUAAAGCUGGGUACUCCCUAUCAGAACACGAAAUGUGAGAAGUGCCCCCAAGGAUUCUUCUCAUCCUCCUGCUCCAGCACAGAGCCGUGCAAGCCACACCAGAGCUGCUCACAGCAGGGGAAGGAGACUAAUGUCGUAGGAAACCAAUUCCAUGACACCCUGUGCACCACCUGCAAGAUGUUCAAGGGAAACGGAACCCAGGAGUCAGGAAAUGAGGACUGCGAACAAGCAGUGAUCGAUUUUGUGGUUUACCAGAACAUCCCGGUGAGAAAGCUGAAGCGCCUCCAGCAAAUCCUCGAGGGGCACCUAAAGGGGAUCCUCCACAAGGACACCAAGGCUGCCCUUCAGGAAAAGUUCCACACGUAUCUCACCCAGUUGAAGAAGGACCACUUGGAGCUCAUCAAAGUGCUGCUGGAUGCACUCCGGGCAGCGAAGCUGUAUACGCUGGAAGAGAUGGUGCGGAAACGUUUCUCCUUGGAGUUAGAAAAUUAACAGACUGUUUAGAGUUUUUGUUGUUUUUGGUUUUUGUCUAGCUUGAUUAAUUUAUUAACUUUCCACAAACUAACUCGAGGUGCACCUUGGAGAAGAUGAAUGGUGGGGUAGUGAAUGGUGAGUCUCUGACUCAUUCCUGAUCCUCUCCAUUCUGACAGCUGACCUCCUGUUCCAGUGUGUGCGCGCUGUCUGUCUAACCUGGCCGCAGGUGAAGUCUGUAAUACAGUCUGUGCCUCAGCUAUCAGAACUUCACUGCAAGUGGAGCUGGAUGAGAAUUCUGGGAGAAACUUGCACUUUAAAUAUUAACCUCCCCUCUGGGGAGCAGGGGUAGAUGAUGAUGUUACUUUAUCAGAAAUGAAAUGCAUAAGAUUCCAGAGAGAACACGCCAUAUCUCUUGACUGCACAAGGGUCCCUGUUGCCCUUCCUUGGGCGACUGUGCAGAGUUUUAAUUUUAAAGUGCAUCGUAUUUUUAAAACAAUAUUUAAAUAUUUCCUGGGGGAGGCUGCCUUUCACCUUCCAAUGUUAAGUUUCUUUCAAAGAGGGGUUUAUCACUGAGAGAUGAGUCAAGUAUAAGACGCCCCUGGGGUCACUGGUUACAGCCUCUUUUAAAUGUAUUUCUACAGUGCCUUGUUUUGUACAGUUUGUCAUGUUUGUUUGAUACGGAGAAAUGCAAAGAUGAUAUUUGCCUCAGA